AUGGGGGUCCGGCACCGCGGGAGCCUGGAGUCGGGAAGGGGAGCCACUCCCCUCCCCUUUGAUAACCACCAGUCUGUCCUCUGUAUCUGUACAGUCAUCGUCUUUGCGGCCUCACCUCCGUCCCCUGCCCGGACCUCUGUGCCCAGCGCGCCGGCAGAACACCUCAGUGCUGUCCGUAACGUCAGCUCCGCCAAGCCCAGAGGAGACGGCGUCUUCCUUCUGCUUGGGCUCUCAGCAGCGCUGAUAGGAUCGGUCGCUCUCCUUGAAGCAUCCUCUGCCGACUUCACUGGCGUCUUCUCAGUCUCUGCCAGAUUCGUCUGCCUCUUUCCACCUGCUGAAACGAGAACUCCAGGGUUCAGUCCUCGGCACACCCUGAAUGGACUCCCUACCUCCACCAACCUCGCCCGCCCUGUGGACCUGCGGACACAGAAUGACGUCCCUCUUUCCCUAGACGGCGCACUUCCGGCGUCGUGUAGUCGCACUUCCGGUGUCGUGUCGGGCGGCGUGCGAAGAGGCGGCGGGGCAGGCGCACGCAGGCGCCAUGUUCCUGACCGCGCUGCUCCGGCGCAGCCGCAUCCCCGGCAGGCAGUGGACCGGGAAGCACCGGCGGCCGCGGCCCGUGUCCGACUAGGCGAAGCGAAACAUGGUCCGCCGCCUGGAGACCGAGGCGGAGAACCACUACUGGCUGAGCCGGCCCUACCUCACGGCAGAGCAGGAGUACGGCCACGCCGCGGCCCGCAGGGCGGCCGCUUUCGAGGCCAUCAAGGCGGCGCAGGCGGCCCGGUUCCCGGCGCACAGAUCCGUGGAGGCCCAGCUCGCCCACCUCGACGUCACCAAGAAGUGGUCCUGAUCGCGAGCCACCGCAGCCGGCCGAGGGACGCCUGGGAGCCCGCGGGCGGCCUGUGGAGCCGCCGGCGCCGCGAGCGGACUGUCUGCGGACGGGGGUCCGGGACUCCGCGCUCCCCGCCGCCCCGAGGCUCGUCUCGGUCGUGUCGGUUUCACUUCUCUCCCCGAUACGAGGAAAGCAGGAGGGCCCUGGUCACGGAGGGUGCACGGGUCUGCAGUAAAGCCACAGGCUGUGUUCCGGCUCCUGUGCUUCCGUGGGAGGUGCUCGCUGGGGCUUUGUGGUGCAACGUUAGUUCGUUUACCUUCUGUCAGAAAUAGUUGCCUGAACGUAAAUGAAGAAGUGUGCUUUUUCAAUUAAACAUACUCUUGAAAACUG
Vicugna pacos (alpaca) is the source of this 1222-nucleotide messenger RNA. It is a transcript of the gene MRPL57, whose product is annotated as mitochondrial ribosomal protein L57. NCBI's taxonomy places the organism in Eukaryota, Metazoa, Chordata, Mammalia, Artiodactyla, Camelidae. Gene Ontology annotation, cellular component: mitochondrial ribosome. The record is from RefSeq and is a predicted model, not a curated record. Gene Ontology annotation, biological process: mitochondrial translation. Gene Ontology annotation, molecular function: structural constituent of ribosome.